This is a messenger RNA of Haplochromis burtoni (Burton's mouthbrooder), 945 nucleotides long. Its product is annotated as serine/threonine-protein kinase fray2. NCBI's taxonomy places the organism in Eukaryota, Metazoa, Chordata, Actinopteri, Cichliformes, Cichlidae. The record is from RefSeq and is a predicted model, not a curated record.
UUUCUUCUUCUGGGCAAGAUGGCAACCCUGCAGCCUUACCCCCUCAGCCGGGCUGCUCUCAAAGCACCAGUGGGGCUUCUGCAGCUCCACAGAAAGUUAGCGUAAGCAAGGAUGAAGCCAAGGAUCUACCACAAGAUAAAUGUGCAACAACUGGGACUGAAGGACGUAAGGAUACUAAGGAGCAGUAUCAGUCCAAGCCUAGUUCUAGUUGCAAUGAAAGACGAUCUUCCCGAGACAGGGAAAGACUGUACUCUAGCUCUGGCAGAGAUAGAGAAAGACACUACAGGGAUAGGAGUCACGAACGAGAAAGCGACAACGAUCGUCACCGGUACAGACGGGACUACAAAGACGGUCACCACCGCCAGUACAGGGAUCGUUUCCCCCUUUCUGGACGUUACUACAGGGAAUGGGAGGCCGAUCGUCACCGGGAGCGAACCUUCCAGCACCCUCGGGAGCGUGAUCGCGACAGGUGCUCUAACCAUUACCAUUACUACCGCUACCGGUCAAGAGAGGACAUUGACCAUGAGCGAAGGGGAUAUGGUUACUCCCACCGAGAGGAGUCUCGUGGCAGUCGGAGGUGGCUGCAGGAUAGUAGAGACUCCUGGGCAAUGAAGGAUAAGAGUAAUGGCAAAGAGAGAGAAAAUUACUCCUCAAAGGAAGGAAAUUUCUCACCUUCUACAGCACCAGAAACAAACAAGUUCAAGGGCUCCCCGCCACGGGCUCGCCUUUCCUCUCCAGACAAAGAGGAUCAAAAUUGCAAGAGGACUCUCAGCAAAGACAGGGACGACAGCUCUGAGGCCCGCCACACUAAAAAACACAAAAAGAGUAAGAAAAAGAAGAAAUCAAAGGAUAAAGACCGACACCGUGAGAGUGGAAGUUCUGACGGAGAUUCAGACAGAACUGCGGAAAUGAAGAAGAAAAGGAAAAAGAAGAGACAUCGGGACA